UACAGAAGAAUAUCGUGUCGUACGGAUUACAAUUUUUCAUGUACCUUAUUAUAUUUAUGCCGUUGUAUAAUUAUAUUCUUAUUAGGAAGUACGUCUGUCCCUCGCGAGUAUCGCGCGUACCUACAAAGCUCGCAUGAUCAUAUUAUAUACACACCUUCGAAUAAUUCCGGGAGCCAUACCGCGAUUAGUUUAGCUUUGUUGGAUAUCUAGGACUCCUCGUCACGCGCGUGGAGUACAGAGAUUUUGUACACUGCAUUUUAACGUUGUAUUGUUAAAUACCUAAAACGGAGGGAUUUAUGGAGUCGUAGACGGAGCGACGCACGUUGAUUAUACCUGCAGAUGAUCAAGCGACUGCUGCUCAGCUCCAGGGUGCCGGAUCCAUUGCAAUAACAAAUCACCAAGCUCUUAGAUGUGUUGAAUUAUUACUAAUUGUAUGAUCCGUGAAAAUGUAUACGUGUGAAGGAUGUAAGAAGCACGCCUCUUUAGUGCUGUAAUCAUUUUGCCGCUGAUAAUAAAUAUUGUACACGUAUAUUGGAGGCAUUGUACUAAUUCAAUCUGAAUCACCUAAUCUCUGAAGAACGUGAAGUAAACGUAGAUGAGGGAUGCCGUUCUGCAAAAACGGAACAGUAGCAUAGCCACCCCGAAGACGAAACCAUCGAUUCAAAUAUAUCGCCCUCCAGGUGUCAGAGCGGACGGAACGACAAGUAACACCAUUAAUCCACACUUGAAUCCUCACGCCAAGGAGUUUACAAUGAAGCAAAACGAUCACACACAUCCUUCCAAAAGUCACGGCACGAACGCAGAACGACCCCAUUCGCUGUACAACCUUCAGCACAGUAAAUCGAGCGGGAACAUCCACCGGUAUCUCUACGCCCAUCAGCAACAGCAGCUCCAGCAGCAUCAGCACCCUUCUUCCUUUCAUCCUCAUCAGCACCAUCAACACCUUCAUCACCAUCCUCAGGGUGGUUAUCACGUCGGGGUGGCAGGAACCAUGCUUCGUCAGCCACAUGCUCUCAAUACCUCUGCCUCCAGUGGUAACAUCACGCACAGUUCGAGUCGGGUGCACUUCAGCAUGGACCAGACAGAUUCGAAAAACACGAGUUCCGGCAGGCCGGGAAAGCUGGUAAAGUCCUCGUCCUUCGUAUCGACGUACGGCUUGAAGCGUUCGAAAAGUUUGAACUCUGCUGACGCCUUGGCGGCGAAAGCUUUGACGAUCUCAGACGCCUCGGAACUCGGCCGAUUUCCUAUCGGUGUUCAGGACAACCUUGUCAAAGCGAUUGACGAUCCCAAUCUCCUGAACUCUCGGGCUCUCAUGGAACUGGUACGACACAUUCUGGAUAGAGUCGUUGAAAAUCGUCGGUACGCGGAGCCGGCAGCAAAGCUUUGCAUCACGAUAAUCGAGAAAGAAGUGAAAGAAACGUUCUUGGAGUCGCUCCUUAACACGUGUCAGCAAUUGUAUCAAGAACGUGGUAAGGUCCUCCAGGAGGUCUCGGCCUUUCAUCAUCACUCGGCCUUCAUGACGUUUCUCAACGAAAUGUACUGCCAGCUUAAACGCAGGCAGCUCCAGCUGAAGACACAGCAGGAAGGCGUUCCUCCUGGACGGGUUCUUCUCACUCUGCUGUGGAAGUGUUGCCAAGACUGUCUCCAGCCGCCAAUAGUCAAUUCCCUGGCUGAGACCGACUGCCUCUUCUUUAUCCUGACUUGUAUCGGUAAGGAUUUGGACACGGAACUUCCAGCCCAGUUGCAGCAGCUCCUUGGAAGUGUUCGGGACGCUUUUCUCGCCGAACAAACGGUUCUGCCUGCUGUGAGAAGAACGCUGCUUCAGCUGAUAGAACUUCACGCAGCUCAGUGGCAGCUUCCGGCUCCAGCAGUUGUCUACUAUUAUCCUGGUCCUUCGAAAUAGCAUCGAUAGAUCGACGAUCCUCACGUCUAGCCAUGCUAAGACUUUCCCUCCGGGCAGCUUCCUUUUUUUCUCUACACUUCUAUGCAUCGACGAUAAACGAAUAUUAUACACGAAUGAAAAUAAUCGAAAAGAAAACAGAACGAAUAACAAUUUGACGCGAUACGAGCUGGAUCACGCGGACGAUUGUUAUACUAUACAUUAGAUUGUAUAAAAAAAAUCGAAUUAAUUUUUUUUUUUUCAAAAUUCAAGUCCAAAAUAUUGUUAGAAAUGACGGAAAAAGGACCUUGAAUAACUUUUGAAAGAGAUAGACUUAUCAUAAGAUGGUAAGAGACCUUUUUUGUAGAGCGUUCAAUUUCUUACGAAAAUGCGUUCUGGUCUUAUCGGUACGCUAAUGCGUUGACGAAUUAUAAAAUUUUAAACUUUAAAAACAAAUUUCCCCAUCUUAUUUAAAUGGGAAAUAGAAUAUCGCGAUUAUGCACCUCUAAAUAUUGAUAUUAGGAGCUGAAACUUGGACAGCAUCUUUUUUUCGUCAUUUUGAACAAUAUUUUCGAGUUGUGUUUUUUGAAACAGUCUACUAUACAUAGCCACAAAGCUAUGUAUAUUAGUAUAAAUAUAUAUACUAAACUCUUAAUUGUAAUUUCAAGACUGUUUGUACGGUCUUUUUGUCAGUCAUUAUAUUUAUUCAAGAGAUUUUCGAGAAAAAUAAAACGAGGAAAAGAAAUUUGCAAAAAAUAAA
This is a messenger RNA of Neodiprion fabricii, 2639 nucleotides long. RefSeq lists its product as uncharacterized. NCBI's taxonomy places the organism in Eukaryota, Metazoa, Arthropoda, Insecta, Hymenoptera, Diprionidae. Gene Ontology annotation, biological process: regulation of translational initiation. Bases 596 to 1903 code for a protein of 435 amino acids. Gene Ontology annotation, cellular component: cytosol. The record is from RefSeq and is a predicted model, not a curated record. The transcript is spliced from 10 exons. Gene Ontology annotation, molecular function: translation activator activity; RNA binding; protein binding.